This is a messenger RNA of Sebastes umbrosus (honeycomb rockfish), 16673 nucleotides long. It is a transcript of the gene rnf213a, whose product is annotated as ring finger protein 213a. Gene Ontology annotation, biological process: negative regulation of non-canonical Wnt signaling pathway; sprouting angiogenesis; ubiquitin-dependent protein catabolic process. NCBI's taxonomy places the organism in Eukaryota, Metazoa, Chordata, Actinopteri, Perciformes, Sebastidae. Gene Ontology annotation, cellular component: cytosol; nucleolus; membrane. The transcript has 67 exons. The coding region runs from base 221 to 15937 and encodes 5238 amino acids. The record is from RefSeq and is a predicted model, not a curated record. Gene Ontology annotation, molecular function: ubiquitin-protein transferase activity; ATP hydrolysis activity; metal ion binding.
AAACUUUACAGCAGAUACAGGAAAUGAAAAUGACAGCAGCAGCAGCAGCAGCAAGUCUGAUGUGACUCUGUUGGUGUUGAGCCAGUGUGCAUCAGUAGGUCCAGCAGCAGCAGCAGCAGCAGCAGCAGCAUGGAUGACUUCUGAGCUUCACCUCCUGCUGCUAAACCCAACAAAAGGUCAGCACGACUCAGGUGAGCUCAGAGAUCACUGAAGUCUGAAGAUGAAGUGCCCAGGUUGUAGCCAUAUUAUUUUGGAAAAGAGAGCUAAGUUCUGCAGUGAGUGUGGCCAGAAGCUAUUUGUCCAACCUACAAACACACAGGACACAGGAGAUGAGCCCAAACCCUUGGUAGCAGACUCGGAAAGUACCGUUGAGAGAUCUGUGUCUCAAAACAACGACCCACCUGUGGACAGCCAAGAGUCUAACAGAUCCCCCAAACGGCCGAAUGAUGAGGCCAUCCCCAACCCAAAGAAAAAGAAAAAAAACAGGAAGAGGAAAAAAAAGAAGAAAGAUGGCAGCUUGUCAUCAGACAUGUCCCAAGUCACGCUGGGAGACGACCAGGGGAAGAGGACGCAGAGCGGAAGAGACUCCUCCGACAGUGAAAGCUCAGAAAAUUUAAUGGAUGAAACACCAGACUCACUCCAAGAUGGGCCCUCCUCACCUCCUCAGAACCAGCCCGCUUCCUUAGCGGCUAACGUUCCUGCUGCACCACUUGAAGACACACAAGUCGAUCAGAGUGAAGCGGCUGCUGCCACAGUGGAGGCAGAGACUGCGAAGCAGCCUGAGGAAGCUCCAGGUAACCCCGAUGAAGGAGAGAGCAAUGCACCGAAAUCAACUCAGGAUCAAACACUGAAGAUGGCACCGGCUGACUCUCCGACUCCCAUCUCAGAGGACAACAAGAGUGCGACUUCUCAGUCAAGUCCAGGCAAAGAGACGAAAGCCACUAACCCUAAAGAUCAAAAGACUGAAAAGAAAAACUCAAAGAACAAGAAAGAAACAGCCGCCACUAAACAACCUCCACUGGACCAGAAUGCCAACAUGGAGCAAAAUGCGAAGCAGAGCGGACAAAGCAAACAGAAGGGAAAGAGUCAGCCGGACCAGAAACAGAAGCCGGCUGCGGCACCUGGACAGAAGAUGGUUUUUGGUCCUCAAACACCAUCAAAGGCUGACAGCAAAGGCUCCAGCGUGGACCCGGAGAGGACAGUAGAGCACAUGACGGUUCAGCGGUCUGCCAGCGAGCAGGCCUCGACCGCAGCACAAACCUCAGACGCUGAAAAGGGAAGUAAAGAUGGCAGUAAAGAUGGCAGUAAGGAGUCCAGCACCGCGCCUUGCCCACCACCCAAAAGACCGACGAAGAACAACAACAUUUCUACACGCAACAGACUCACAGUUUACUUCCAUGCAGUUCUCUCAAAGGAUUUCAAAUUUGAUCCAAACGAAGAUCGUAUCUUCAUCCAGGCUGGGCCCCCCCUUGGAAAAUGGGAGGAAAAUAUAACUGAGCUGUCUGUGACCAAGGAUCUCGGAGAACAUGGUUUUCUGGUCGAGGGCAAUCUGCAGACAGUCAAAAGUGAAGCUGAGUCUGUGUCGAUACCGUACAAAUACGUCGUCUAUAACAAGAAAAAGGUCAAAUACGAGUAUGAGUACAUAUACAAACUGGAUUCAACAUCCCAAACUACCAACAGAUGUUUGUUCGUGAAACACCACCUCGUCAACGAAGACGGGGACUGGCAUCAAUAUGAUGACAUCAUCUGCGUCGAGCCGUCGAAGGGCAUGCUCAAACGCAUCAAAGAAAGGUUCUGGCCCGAACAAAGGAAGGAUCUGAUUCAAGGCAGAGAGAUCGCGGGGAAUAUAAUGCUGGAGUCCAUUUUUGAUCUUCUCACGAGCUGGACUGAUACCAAUCUGAGAAGUUUUCUGAUCCAGCUGAAACAGUUCUGUCAGGUUUACGGGGACCCGUAUGUGUAUGAAGAAAAAGAAAAGAAAUGGUACGCCUUAAGCUACGGGGAAGAUGAGGUGAAGAAGAUGCUAAAAGAAUUCAUGCUGACAAAGGUGAUUCCUCCGGGGCUGAAGGACGGAGAUGGGAAGAUGCUCUACAUUCAGGAUCCCAUGAGAGCAGCUGUGAUCAUGCUCUAUGUGUGGAAACAGCAUCAGCUCAGGCUGGAUAAUGGUGAGCUGCAUAAGCUCUGCGGUGCGCUCUGUUUACCCAAACUAGAGAAAGACGAGUUCCUCCGGUACUGGACGGAGUUUUCUAAGGAUGUCGCUAUUCUCAAAAAUCUGCCAGAAAUGUUGCUGAAUCUGAUAAACGCUGUGAGAACAGCAGGAAUGCAGCGAUGGAUUCUGGUGCUCCCGCUCCUCCACCUCCUCAGAGGCACCACGAAGCCCUUUGAAGUAGCAGCUUCUGGAAACUUGAAGUACGGCGCAUCAUGGGCAGGUUUGCAAGGCCUUGAUUUCGGAAAUGCUACCUCAGGAUACAUGAACAGUCAAGACAGGAAGGCGCUGGUGAAUCUGAUGAAAAGCCACAGUCACUUGAUGGAAGUGGAUCCACUUUUAGUGCGAUCCUGCUUGUUCUUGUUGCCAUUCGAUAAUCUAAUGGAGUGCGUCGUCAACAUAAACACCGAGCUUUUGGACAUGCUUCAUGUGUUCACCAACAAGGCUCAGGAUAUUUCCUACAGUACCUUUGAGACAGUGUCUGAAAUUCUCUCACAUAUCCAAGGACACCUGAUUGAGGAGAAAUACAGUCAUUUUACCGAGGCUUAUAGGAGGGAGUGCCUGGCAACAGCAGUGAAACUGUUGGAGAAGCUCUGCAGAGGAGUCAGACCGACAUCAUUCACCCAGAACUACUUUGAUAUUCCUGUAGCUUGCAUGAAUCUGGUCGCAUCAGUGGCAGACUUUGUUCACUGUAACAAACAACAGGAGACUCAAGAAGGCGGAAAAGAGCAGCGAUAUGCAAAAGACUUAGACGUGAUCUCUCAGGCGAUGGACAUUAUGAGAGAGUGGAUCAACCGGUGCUUCAGACAGAAGUUGCUCAAAAGUGGUAUUUCAUCCCUGUUCCAAGUUGAGGCCACAGCAGAGAUUGAACUGUGGAGCAACAUAAUCUCCAUCCACUUCAAAGAUGAAGAUUGCACAAAAGAAUGGAAACGAACAUUCACAAGGGAUUUUGAGGGCAAAUACAAACAGGAAUCCCCUGUGGAUCAAAUUGAAUUCUACUGCACAAAAAUGGAGGACCUCAGUAAAUCCCAUCCACACGUUGCUGCUAGUGUUGAGAGGUGUGCUCUUGAGGCCGUGACAUCGUUGUGCCAGAACAAGUCGGAGGGGAAGCUGUUUGAGAAGUUCAAGGUGAACUGGAAGUUUGGGAAACUCAUCUCAGCCAUUAUCCAGAAAUCCUGGCCAAAGGACCCCCAAGGAAAUUGUCAGGAAAAUGAAGAAUUGGUCCUUAAGCACCUCCUCUCCUGGACUGCCGCCAAAGACUAUUUCAGACUACACGGCGCAGACGAAAAGCUGAUUGAGACGCUCUCUCAAGAUGCCAGGGACAGAAUUGCCAUAGCCAUAUCAUCAUUCACAGCCAUCAACAAUCAACUGGUCCGUGGAGACAUUAAGACCAGCCUGCUCAGUAUCAUUUUGGAGAAGAGGAACGCCUUCUUAGAUCUGCUGAAGAUCGAUUGCCUCUCUGAGAAUGAACAAUUCAAGGAUAAUGCCAAAAUGAGGAGGCUGUUGCAGUGCAGACAGGAUGAACUGAACGCUGUGUACCAUGAGAAGGAGCUUGUGGACGUCUUCUUAACAAUGAGCAACAUACUUGGGGAACAUAUCAAAGUUGAUCUUGCCGACAUGCAAAAGAGACAGAAGGUGAACAUCGAGAUCAUGCCCCUGAACCAGUUCAUGGAAGUUCAUCCAUUUGACCAGCUGCCCUCUGGCAUGGCGGGCAUCGUCACCUACUUCAAUUUGGAUGAAGACUUCAGAGACAUGGCAGAGGUCCUGUCCACCUUUAAAGACAGCCAUAUAUUCAAUAUGUGUUGGGAGAAACAAGCUAAACUCAAAGCCGCUGAAGAAAUGGAAGAGGACUACCAUGAUGUAGAUGACGAAAUGGAAGACACCUUCCAUGAUGCAGAUGAAGAAAUUGAUGCUGCACCAGAAAUGAUACAUGACGACAUUUUCGAGCCUUGCUUCAAUGAUUACAAAGACAUCUACGCUCGUCUGAAGGACGGCAGCAUAACGCUCGAGGAGGUGAACCAGCUCUUCGGAGAUUACAAGGGCAAGUACUUAGAGCUUGCACAGGACCUGGACAUCAUGUGCAGAGUGGAUAAAUCCACCGACAAACAGUGGAUCCACAGCAGGGUUCAGCAGAUCGAGCAGUAUCACGAGCUUCAUCUGGCUGUGGCUUCGGCUCAAAUUAUCAUGAAGGUCAAAGAGACGCUUCGUCUUCAAGGGGACUUCAGGGUUCUGGAGACACUCACGGAAGUCAGUCAUGCUGACUUUCAGACAGAGCAUCUCAGUCGGAUUGACAAUGACUUGAUGCAGGCAAAGAUGGCUCUGGUUGACAUCACCGAGUCCCGCAGACUGUGCCUACUUGAGCUGGGACUCAGAGGACACUUUGUAACAUGGGUAAAAGAUGCACUCGAAGAUAUCAAUGAGUUGAAGGUGUUCGUUGACCUGGCUUCCAUCUCUGCGGGAGAGAACGACAUGGACGUGGAUCGCGUCGCUUGCUUCCACGAUGCCGUCCUCGGCUACUCUUCAAUUCUAUAUGAGCUCAAACCAGACUCUGGUUUUCAAGUCUUCAAAGAGGUGCUCAAGAAGCUCUGGAGAGCUUUGGAGAAUGACAGCAACCUACCAAAAAAACUGCGGGACAGUGCACGCCAUUUGGAAUGGCUGAAGACUGUGAAGGACAGUCAUGGGUCAGUGGAGCUGUCGUCUCUCUCUUUAGCAUCAGCCAUCAACAGCAAGGGUAGCUACCAUAUCAGUGCACAAGGUGUAAAAAAGUUGAGUCUCGACACCGCCCUGAAGCUGCAGAUUCCAGAGGAGCACGAUGAGGUUCGGCAGAUGCGCUCAUACUCUCUCGAAGACCUGCGGGAGCUGCAGAACAAACUCAUGCUCAUGUCUGGGAAAGGGGAUCAAGGGAAGGAUGACGUUGAUCACUUUACAGAGGUUUUUGCCAGUGUUCAAAGACUCGCUGAGGCAUUCAUUGCUCUCUACACUGCUGGGAAUCCUCUAUUCAGACACUGGGAAGCACAAAUCAGCUGCAGCUUAAGCAGCGAUGAACCCAGCAUUGUGAUGGACUUCAACCUGGGCAGUGUUCUAAGCGUUGUCAUCGUGGAGGGUAGCGUUGACGAGCAGCUUCCUGAGUUUUGCAGGAAAAUGGAGAAGUGCCUGCACUAUUGGAUGGAUUUUGUGGACAAACAGAGGUCCCAGCAUUACUAUCUGAACUACUAUACAGCCGAACAGAUCGUCUACCUCUGCAGCAAGCUGACUCAGCAAAACGUGACCAAUAUGGACGACCAAGUUCUCAUGAUGCUCUCCUUCGUCAAGCCAAAUUGCACAGCCUCAGACUUGAGGCAGGUCUGGCAUGCACUCCAGUAUGAGAUCCUCACCAAACCACAAGAGCAAAAUGAAGACAUUGAGUUCCAGACUUUUGUUAUGGUGCCAACAAGUGAGCUGGGAGACCAAGACUUCACCAGUGAGUUGGAUCCUCUGCUAAGUCUUAUGGAACAAGCAAACGGGUCGCAGAAAUUUGAUCUGAUAUGGAAUGCUUAUAUGAAAGACAUGAAGAAUUAUCUUCUGCACAUUCUUGAUGUAAAAAGUCUUGGAAAGCUGCUGGAAUUACUGGCCAACAAAGAAGAUGAGAGUGAAGAAGACAUUUCUGAUAAUAACAUCAGGGAUGUCACACUGAGGCAGCUACCUAAAGGCCUGGCCACUGGAAAUCCAAACCUCAUUGUUUGCCCGCACGAUGAGAUCUUGACAUCUUGCAUCUCCGUUUACAUGAGCAGCGGGGAUGAAACGCUUCCCAGCUACGAUGAAGUUCUCCUGUGCAACUCCUCAACGCCAUAUGAACAGGUGGAGCUAUUCCUCAGGCGCUGUCUCAGCACUGGCUACAGGGGACAGAAGAUAUACUCUCUGCUGUAUGGAGACCUGCUCACUUAUGAUGUGAGCUCUAAAGUUGAGAACUUUUUUCAGCGAAUGAAAAGGCAGAGUAGGAAAGACUACAGACUUGUCAUCAUCUGCAGCUCUGAAAAAGAACACGCCUACCUCCCUUCAGCCUUCAGCCAGUACAGAUUGCACAUGGUUCCCCAGGAGCCAUUGGCCAGGAUCCAGAGGUACCUCUACAAACACUACGUUGUGCCAGAAGAUCAAUGCAGUGCUGCAGCUGCAUUCAAAGACAGACUGUGUGUUGGAGUCGUCUCAUCCAAAAGAGCUGGUGUUGGUAAAUCACUCUACGUCAAGAGGCUGUAUGAAAAACUGCAGAGCUCAACCAAAAAGCCGUCAAGAAUGAAAUGCAUUCGUUUGAUUGAACCGAAUGUUGAUGAGAAUAUCAUCCUUCAAUCUCUGCUGAACACGCCCAGGACGAAAGAGCUCACGAUGUUCCAUUUUGACAUCACAUCAUCGGUGCAGAAAGGUCUCCAUGAGUUUCUUUUCAAAUUACUGGUCCUGCGCUAUUUGAUGGACUCUGAGGGAAAGACGUGGAAGUGCAGCGACGACCAGCUGUAUGUCAUAGAGAUUCUGGAGCCGACUGUCAUGUCAACCAGAAAUGCUUCACGGCAGGCUCAAACUGUGAACAGCACAUUCACGGAUGUGUUUCCAAACAUUUUCUGCCGACCACCCAAAGAUGUGCUAGAGCUAGAGAUAAGGAAGCAAGAAGAUCCUACCAUUGUAAGCACCGACGACCCACUGAUGGAUGAUGGAGAAUUCAGGAGUGCAGCCUUUCAGCGGCCAUACCAGUAUCUCACACAGUUUCAUAACCACAGUGAUCUUGAUGCGUUCAAAUAUCAGGAUGUCAAAGGGUCACAUGUGGAAUGCCUUCAGAUGCUUCUCAUGUUCUGUGGAGUUAUUGACCCAUCCUGGGCAGAACUGAGAAAUUUUGCGUGGUUCCUUAAUCUUCAGCUGAAAGACUGUGAGACAUCCGUUUUUUGUGAUUCCACUUUCACUGGAGAUACGCUGGCUGGAUUCAAAACCUUCGUGGUGGACUUCAUGAUUCUGAUGGCAAAGGACUUUGCCACUCCAUCACUCAGCAUCUCCGACCAGAGUCCUGGCAAGCUGCAGAUGGACAUGACCGGUGUCCGAGAUGAAGACCUGGCUCCUUUUCUGAUCAGAAAGAGAUGGGAAACAGAACCACAUCCAUACAUCUUCUUUAACGAUGACCAUGUGUCCAUGACCUUCAUCGGUUUCCAUCUUCAGCCCAAUGCACAGAACUCUGUUGAUGCAAUUGAGCCCACCUCUAAAAAGGUGAUAAAGAAGAAUGUCAUGACAAAGGAGUUGUAUGAAGGCCUGAAGCAUCAGAGAGUCCCUUUCAACAUCAACUUUGAUAGCCUUCCAAGAGGGGAGAAAAUAGAGAGAAUCUGCAACGUUCUUGGCAUCCAGUGGCCUCUUGAUCCUGAUGAAACAUAUGAGCUCACGACCGACAACAUACUGAAGAUGCUGGCAAUCCAUAUGCGGUUCAGGUGUGGCAUCCCUGUCAUCAUCAUGGGAGAGACGGGUUGUGGCAAGACAAGGCUCAUCAAAUUCCUUUGUGAGUUGCGAAGGAGCGGAGUGGCCACUGAGAACAUGAAACUGGUCAAGGUGCAUGGAGGGACAACGUCAGAGAUGAUUUACACCAAAGUCAGAGAAGCAGAAGACAUUGCUUCUAUUAACAAGCAACACUAUGAAUUUGACUCUGUUCUCUUCUUCGAUGAGGCCAACACUACCGAGGCCAUCAGCAGCAUCAAGGAGGUCCUCUGUGACAAGACAGUCAAGGGGCAAAGUUUGACACCCAACUGUGGGUUGCAGAUUAUCGCCGCAUGCAACCCUUACAGAAAGCACACAGAUGAGAUGAUUCAGAGGUUAGAAUCUGCCGGCCUCGGGUACAGAGUUCGAGCUGAAGAGACAGAUGAAAAGCUUGGGUCUAUCCCUCUCCGCCAGUUAGUCUACAGAGUUCAAGCAUUACCGCCAAGCAUGAUCCCUCUGGUUUGGGACUUUGGACAGUUAAACGAUCACACAGAGAAAAUAUACAUCCAGCAGAUUGUGCAAAGAGUGGUUGAAAACAAAGCGAUCGAUCAAAGUUACAUCAAGUUGAUCACCGAUGUCCUUUCAGCUUCACAGAGAUACAUGCGGAAAAGAAUGGAUGAAUGCAGCUUUGUCAGCCUGAGAGAUGUCGAGCGUUGCAUGCAGGCUUUUGUUUGGUUCUACGAAAACCACGUCAUGUUGUUUGUAGAGCUUGACGAAUUUGAGAGGAAUCAAAAAGCUGAGAAGAAUGAAAGGCAUUACAGACCGCCUGACGCCAGAGACCCUGUGCUCUGGUCUCUGGUCAUGGCCAUAGGAGUGUGCUACCAUGCCUGCCUAGAAUAUAAGGAAAAAUACAGACAGAAAAUCAGCAAAAGCCUACCACCAGCAUACGUCCCAGCAAAGAUAAUGCAGGAAAUCUCACUCAUGCAGGAUUUACUCCUGAGCGGUGUGCCAAUGGGGGAUACUAUUGCAAGAAACAGUGCCCUCAAAGAGAACGUCUUCAUGAUGGUUCUCUGCAUUGAGCUAAGAAUCCCUCUCUUCUUAGUUGGAAAGCCUGGAAGCUCAAAAUCUCUGUCUAAAACUCUUGUUGCGGAUGCAAUGCAGGGCCAAGCUGCUCAUUCUGACCUCUACAAAAAGUUCAAACAGGUCCAUUUGGUGUCCUUCCAGUGUAGCCCUCACUCAACACCAGAAGGCAUCAUUAACACGUUCAAACAAUGCGGACGCUUUCAGGAGGGAAAGAACCUGGACGAGUACAUUUCCGUUGUGGUUCUUGAUGAGAUCGGGCUGGCUGAGGACUCUCCAAAGAUGCCGCUGAAAACCCUUCAUCCGCUGCUAGAAGAGGGGUGCAUUGAUGAUGAGCCGCUACCACACAAAAAGGUUGGAUUCAUUGGCAUCUCCAACUGGGCAUUAGACCCUGCAAAGAUGAACAGAGGCAUUUUUGUCUCCCGCGGUGACCCUGAUCUGAAAGAACUCAUCGAGAGUGCUAAAGGCAUAUGCACAUCUGAUGCAAUGGUUUUGGAGAAGGUCAGGGAUUUCUUCAAGCCCUUUGCAAAAUCUUACUUGCACAUUUGCCACAAACAAGGCAAAGGCUUUUUUGGCCUACGUGACUAUUACAGCUUGAUUAAGAUGAUUUUUGCUGUGGCCAAGACUUCUCAAAGGAAGCCCACUGCUGAGGAAACCGUGAAGGCGGUGUUGAGAAAUUUCAGUGGCAAGGAUGAUGUGGAUGCAGUUGACGUCUUCACCAAAAGACUGCAAAUUGCACCCAACGUGGAAAACAUCAGUGCCAUUGAGUUCGUGAGAGAAAACAUUCAGGCAGUCGGACAAGAAGAAGAAUGUCGGUACCUGCUGGUGCUAACAAAAAACUACGCGGCCCUACAGAUCCUGCAGCAAACCUUCUUUUCAGAAAGUGGUCAGCCGGAAAUAAUCUUUGGAUCCAGUUUCCCCAAAGACCAAGAGUAUACCCAAAUCUGCCGCAACAUCAACAGAGUAAAGAUCUGCAUGGAGACAGGUCAAACAGUUGUGCUCCUGAACUUGCAGAACCUCUAUGAAAGUCUCUACGAUGCCCUCAACCAAUACUACGUCUGCUUGGGAGGACAGAAAUAUGUGGACCUCGGACUGGGAACCCACCGUGUGAAAUGCCGGGUGCACAAAGAUUUCCGGCUGAUUGUCAUCGAGGAAAGAGAAGUGGUCUACAAACAAUUCCCAAUACCUCUCAUCAACAGGCUGGAGAAGCACUACAUGGACAUCCACACUGUCCUCAAAGCUGAGCAGAAGACGAUAGUGGACGAAUUGGAGAAAUGGUUGAGACUUUUUGUGUCCCUCAGCAGUCAACACACAACAGUCGCUCAGACUUACAAGUACAAACCACCAGACGUCUUCAUCGGCUACCACUCUGACACAUGCGCUUCUGUGGUACUUCAAGUAAUAGAGAAGCAGAAGGACAAUGGGGAGAUCUCAGACCCUGAAAGGAGAAAACUGGAUGAAGCAAAACUCAUACUGCUCAGAUGUGCCACCCCAGACUCAGUUGUGCGGCUGGGCUGCACAGGCCUUCCCAAAGUGGAGAGUGAAAAUCUGGCCAGGGUCUACUUUGAAGAGCAGAACAACAGCUGUUUAGCUGACUUCAUUCUUGCUCACACAAGGCAGGAAGUCCAUUGCUACUCUUCCUUCACAGAGGUGACAACAUUCUCCAGACUUCUGACAGCAUCUGACCUGGAACCACUAGAGCAAGUGUUGCAUAGCGUUGAGCUUCUCUCACUCCAGCAGUUUGACACCGAGCACUCCUUCCUGAAAAAGAUCAGGAACUUCCUCACUCCUGAAAAUGGAAGCAGUAACACUGGCCCCUGCAACAAGAUCCUCCUCAUUCAGUGUGAUUUUGAUGAAGCCUCUCACAGUGCCAAUCUCAUUGCAUCUGCAAAGUAUUCAUCCAUCAAUGAAAUCAACAAGAUAACUCAGGAGAGCACGAGAAGCAGGGUGUUUGUCUACUUCAUCACCAGACUGCCAAGAAUGGAAGGAGGGACCUCCUACGUCGGCUUUCAUGGAGGCCCCUGGAGAUCAGUUCACAUCGAUGACCUCAGACGGUCAAAAGACAUCGUUUCAGACAUCAAAACUUUGCAAAGCAUGACAAUCAGUCAACUGUUUGAAACAAAGAGUCGGUCCGAAGCUAUGGAGGUGGCUGACAUGUACACUGAGGAUGAGCAGGAGGAAACAGAACCAGAGGAAAAUGGCUGGAGUAAUGUUGUGGACACUACAGCACUGGUGCGGAGCUGUGUGCAGAGUGCAGUGGGCAUGCUGAGGGACCAGGUGGAAAGUGGCCAACGCAGUACUCAGAGAGUUGAGAUCCUGCUGUCGCUCCUCAGUGACAAUGACGAAGUAAAAGGUGAAUUUCUGCAAACUGUGAAGAGGCAUCUUCACUCAUUGCUGGCGACUCAUGAAGGCAACACCUUCUCAUCCAUGAAGAGCAACUGGGUCAUUAAGGAGGCCUCAAACAUCGAUGCGUUGCAAGAAGGAGGCACAUUCAGGCACACCUUAUGGAAGCGUGUUCAGGCUGUGGUCGUCCCCCUCUUGGCGCAACUGCUUUCAGUCAUUGACCGCGACCAAAACUUGGACAUCCUGCUAGAUGGGAACUGUGGUGGAUUUGUCAAGAGGCUGUGGUUGGAUAUCUUUGGCAACGAUAAGCUGCUGGAAAUCCCACACCUAACACUGGACCACAACUCUGAGACCAGAACAAUCCUCGUACAGAACUACAUCGCCCAAGACAGGAACAUGAGCUGCAGCAUGCCCUUCAGCUGGAGGAUCAAGGACUACCUGGAGGAACUCUGGGUUCAUGCGUUUCAACAUGAAGGCCACACUCAACGAGAGUUUGAGGACUUCUUUUGGAAGACACCGCUGGGACGAUACAUUGAGAAAGCAGACCGAGAGAUGCAGACCGAGUUUUUCCAACGCUACCUUCAGGAUUUCAUCUCCAUGACGAUGAACGUGACUUGUCAGGAAGAUCUGCAGCUCCUGUGUGGUGCCCUGAACUGUUGCGUCAAUGAGCUGCGAUUGCGGCUCAAUGCCACGGAUACGGUGACGUCUCUCCCAUGGGUCCAUGCUGCUUAUCAUGAGUUCAAAAACCGGCUGCAGAACCUCUCCAGAAUGAUCUGCCUUGAGCCCCGGGUGACCCAGCACCUCUUGAAGAAUCAUCAUACCAGAGACGGGGAUGAACUGAUACUCGACGUGUAUGCUGCUUUCGCAUGUGUGGAGUACCUGGAGCCUACACUCCUGGACACGGACGCCCAAAGACAAGCCUGGCUCAGGCAGGUCAAAAAAUUCCAGGUUCCCAUUGAGUUGAUCUGCUCAGAGGACAGUGUGAGGCGCUAUGGAGAGAGGAGCAAGGCGAUCGUCCGUAGAGUCCAAGCUGGAUGGAAUCGGAUAUUCUCUCUCUCUCUGUUUGUGGAGCACAUGUUGUUGGGCAUCGAGCAGGUAGAGAGGAAGCUGGCACCUUUAGUUUUGGAGCAUACAAGAGGGCUUUGCCAGAUACUGGAAAAAAAUUCAGACCUCAAAACUCAGCAGUCAUUUGAGGCAGUAAUCAAUUUGCUCAAAGCCUGCAAAGAUGGAGUCAUCGAAUGCAUCUUCAGGUUUGGUCUUCCGCUGUGUCCAGUGUGUAUGGGAGACCCCCAGGAUCCCCUCUGCCUGCCAUGUGAACAUAUCUACUGUGUAGUCUGUAUCAAACAGUGGCUGGGCCCUGGUCAGAUGUACUGUCCCCUCUGCAUGCAGCAAGUUAACGACGACUUCCUCAUGGUUCCUUCAGAUGCCAUAAGGAUUCUAGUCGACCAACAUGCUCAGUUCAGGAAGCAGUGCAACGCUUUCUUCAUUGACCUGGUGUCCACUGUGUGCUUCAAGGACAACUCUCCGCCCUGUUCACCUGUCAUUCGCCAUCUGCUGUCCUUUCUCAUGGUGGAGGCCAACACGGUUCCCCUUCUCAGAGCUAAUCGACAAAUUCUGACGAAGGUGCUCUCUCCGUUUGAUGACUCUGUGGAUAAAAAUCCAGUGGUCCGGUCGGUAGUGCUCAAACUCCUGCUGAAGUACAGCUUCGAUGAAGUUAAAGGUUACCUGCAGCAGCAUCUGGUGGCCGUUGAGCAGAGCAAAAUCUUGGAAGAGACGGACAAAACUGAACUGUACUUGUUGUACAUCAACUGCCUGGAGGACUCCAUGUUUGAAAGGUUGCAGUUCAGGUCCAUUGCAGACCAGCGGGUGUGUCUGCAGAAUGAAAGUGCCUUCCUGACUGAUUACCUGCAGUCACAUGGUCAGUCUGCUGGAACAGCCACUGUGGAAUAUCUGCAGCAGGUGGCCAGAGUGCGUAUGGACCUGGACAUGGCUGCAAGCCUCAUCGUGGAAAAACUCAGAGCCACAGCAGAGGCUCAGGAGACUGGUCAAAGUGGAGCCUUCCUGACCAGUGCGGUGGACUUGUGUCGGCGCAGUGGAAACGACUGGUAUCGCGUCUACUUGAUCCGUAAGAUCUGCAGCCGACACGGCGUGGAGUUUGUCCUGAAGCUCCUCAAAGUGGACGAAAUGCGCUGGCUCUUCCCUGAAGAAGUGCUGCAAAAGAGUGAAGAAGCCACCCCAAUAGACCAGUUUCUGGUGUGUGGGGAAGACUACAAGACCAUCAGAAAUGCUGUGGCAAAGGGAGUUAUGGAGGGAAAAGUGGACGGACUGGAGGAGACCUGUGAGGGGUGCAGAUGCUUACCGCAGAGCACAGCAGUCUAUCUUCUGUUGGCGCUGUACAGAGAAGUCACCACUCUCUACAGAGAAGCCAAUGCUAGCUUCCAUCCCAAACCUGAGCAAUUGGAAGCCCUGUUGAAGUUCAUCAAGAACUCCAAAUUCCUUGCUAGCCCACAGAUGAAAGCCUUCGCCAAGGCUCUGGUGAUCAACCAACUCGGCCCGUUGACUGUUCCUCCCGGCGCCUCUGGUGCCCGGUCCGUGCACGUGGACUUAACCAUCCACCUGGCUGCUGUCUUGCUCUGCGGGAACCAGGGGAUCUUAGCUCCCCUGCAGCAGCUGGCAUGGGCACCUGCCAACAUGCAGGCAGCCUUCUUGCCUACCAUGCCAGAGGACAUGUUAGUAGUGGCCCAACAAGCUAUGGGACUGUUGCAGUGGUACCAUUGUCCAAAUGGUCACCCCUGCACCAUUGGAGAGUGCGGCCAGCCCAUGCAAAAAGGUCAAUGUUUGGACUGUGGUGUUGAAAUAGGAGGAGACAACCACCGGCCUGUGGCUGGAUUUCAAGCUAUGCAGCUGCAGGGUGACCGCACUAAGACAGGCCACAUCCUCGGUGACCCCAGUCGCAGGGACAAUCCAGACAUGCUGGACACAAAGAGCAUUUCCCCCGUUCCCUUCACCAUGGUCCGCAUGCUCACUCACAUGGCCAUGCUGCUGGGGACCUGCAACCACCUGCAGCCUAUCUCCACCAUCAUCCAGCCUCCGGUCCGUGACCCCGGUGCAUUUCUAAGUGCUCACCUGCGAAAGGACAUGGAGCAUCUGAUCAGAUCUCUGGGUAAAGGGACAGACGACACAGUCAGCGCUGUUCACCUGCUCAUCAGCAGCCUCGUGGAACCCAAACAGCAACAGACAUGGCCGGUUCCUUAUGACAACGUGCUCUCCACCAAAAACGCCAGAAAUGGAUGGGAGAUGGAAGUGAGCAACGCCAUCAUCACACCUCAGCUGAAGAACUUGGAUAGACAGCUGAAGGAAGUGAACGCGUUCAUCCGGGCUGACUCUCGCAUCUCCGCUAAUCCCAUCAUGAAGCUCAUGUUUGGCGAUCCUCGUCUCUUCUUGGCCUCGCUUCCCCAGAACUCUCUGAUCCACGGUUCUGCCGUGUGGAGCUGCAGAGAGAAAGUGUCUCUGCUGAGCCUCACCCACAUUGUGGAGCAGAAUGACGGCAAAGACACCCUGCCGGUGCUCUGGAGGUUUCUGCACAGGGAAGCAGAACUCCGGCUGGUGAAGCACCUUCCUGAUAUCCUCAUGCUCCAGAGAGAUCUGGUCAAGAGGUUUCAAAACAUCACCGAGCUGACUUGUGGCACCAUCGGCGAAUUCCUCCUCAGUCAGAAAGCAGUUUCGCUGAAAGCCUGGUAUGAUAAAUACAUCAAGAUCUUCCUGACAAGCUGGAAUCAGCUCAGAGUGUCUUUGGCCACUAACGGUGAGAUCAAGAUCCCAGCUGAGUUCUGCCAGAAGGACCUGGACCUCAACAGUGACCUCAAGGUGCUGUUACCACGGCGACAAGGCCCAGGCCUGUGUUCCACGGCCCUCGUCAGCUACCUCAUCGCCCUGCACAAUGACCUGGUCUACUGUGUGGACAAGCACACUGGAGAGGAGACCAGCUACAAAGUGAGCCCGGCGGAUCUGACCGACCUGCAUGUGAUCCGGUACGAGCUGGAGCGGGACCUGAUGCCACUGGUUCUGUCCAACACCCAAUACAGCAUCGAGAGAGGCCAGGAGACUCUUCACGAGUACGACUUGCCCAAGAUCCAGCAGCAGAUCGUCUCCCGCUUCUUACUGGGCAAACCUCUCAUCACUCUCAAUGGCAUCCCAACACUAGUGAACAGACAUGACCGCAACUAUGAGAUUAUCCUGAAGGAUGUAAAGGCAAAAGUCCAGCAAGAGCCUCUUCAGACUCUCACCCUGUUCGCCGUCGCCGGGGAGCUUCACUCCUACAGCGAGGUGUGUGAGGCCUUGUCCACGCUGGAAGUGGCCCUCGGUUUCCUCGCCAUGACCGGGGGAGAGCCUGACAUGCAGCUGUCCCGCUACCUGGAGGAGGUGCUGCAGAUGGGAAACCAGAUGGCUGCGCAUAUCCUCAAGGCCCUGAGCAUGUGUUGUCUAAAGCAUUGUGUGGCUCUGUGGCAGCUGCUGGCCUCACUCAAAUCAGAAAACAUGCUGCGGCUCAAAAGGGAUCCGUUUGUGGAAGUGUCGGAGAGGUACAAACAGGCCCUGAGCGAAGACGAGCACAGGCUGCUGACCGGCUUCUUUUCUAAGUGCAGCGCCGACUCGUUCCUGCUGGAGAUGCACGAGUUCCUGGUGCUGGUCCUUAAAAAGUCCAAUGCACUUGAUACCUACAGGCCUGACUGGAGCCUGAAAGUCACCCUGGUGUCUUACUUGGAGCGCAAAGACCUGGACACCCCUCCUGACGUGGAGGAGCUCUUCCCAGAGGAGAUCUGCCUCUCCCAGUAUGUCGAAGCCUGGAAGUUCAUCGUGGCCUUCAAGCAGGAUCGCGGCCAGAGACAAUGAAGAUGUCAUAUAUAAUCAUGUCCCUCAGAUUGAUGUUUACAAUCAUGGUAAAUCGACAGUAUUGAAGCGGAUGUGGACGGGUGAUAAGUUCUGUAUUUUACACAUAUUUAUGCAGAGACGUGCCUUUUUUAAGAGCACUAAUGUUAAGCAUCAUAGUGCCACAAACUGAGUGUGCAGUUCAUAUAUGAAGAGGUGAGGAUUAUUUGCUCUUUGUUUUGUGUUAUUUUCUAUUUUCCUGACCACCAACAUGUACAGAGUUUUCCGUACGGUUGAUCGUCUUCUAUCUCGCACUUUACUUGUAAAUGUGAAUUUGUCUCGAAGAUGCAGAAAAACAAUCUGACUUCUACUCAGGUACAUAAUGUGGAUUAACUCGGGGGAGGAUCUGAAAACCACACUGACCUGAGUCACUUUAUCAAGUAUAACGUGUCUUUUCACAUUCCUCAAAAGCCAUUUCCAUCCCUUUUUUCUAUCGCUGUUUAAUCAUGUUAUGUUUGAUGUGUCUUACGUAUGUAAAAGUUGCACUUGCCUUUCUUCCACUUUUUAAAAUCACUGUCUUAAAAACGAUAUAAUGUGUUUAAAAAAAAAAGUUAAUUUCCUUUCUUUUACAUUCCAGUUUUUCAUCUAAUGUUCAGCAUAUUUACAGAAUACAAUAUUCUGUUAUUGUCUUACUUAUUGUUAUUUUCUAUGUAUGCGUGAUAAUACAUAUACUGCUUCCAAUAAAGCAUAAAUGUCACCU